This is a messenger RNA of Strongylus vulgaris, 546 nucleotides long. The record is from the annotation of a GenBank genome assembly. NCBI's taxonomy places the organism in Eukaryota, Metazoa, Nematoda, Chromadorea, Rhabditida, Strongylidae.
AUGGCGCAUAUUAUGGAAAUUCCAACGUUUGCUUGGUAUCUCAUCAAAUGCUUACUCAUCAUUUCUCCUUCACCUUUUACUCUAAUGCAGGACCUCUCAGUUCAGGCGGUCAAUCCAACGUCCUCGGCGUCGAAUUCAGCUGAUCAACCCGCUGAGUCAUCUGCAACUAGCACAAAUGAAAAGAAAUUUACAUUGUUUGUCUCAAAUCUUGAUUUCAAAACAACUCCUGAACAAGUCCAGGAGGUUUUGGAAGGUGCAGUUGAAGUACGGUUAGUCUAUCGUGGUAUGAGCAAACUUACGAAGGGAUAUGGCUUUGUUGAUAUGGAUUCCGAGGAGAAUUAUCGCAGAGCACUUGCGAAUGAUCGAAUGCCUCUUAAUGGAAGGCCGAUGCUGGUUUGUGAUGCGUUAUCUUCAUCGUCGAUCUCUGUUAGCGAUCCCGAAAAGCGCGUUGGCUUCAAGUACGCUACUGGUCUUGAAAAAACGAAACUGUUCGUGAGAAAUGUUCAUUAUGAUUGCACAGAGGAGCAAUUGAAGGUUUUUAUAUGA